AUGAAAACAGCUAUUGGAUUAUCUCCUUUUCAAAUGGUUUAUGGAAAGGCAUGCCACAUUCCGGUGGAGAUGGAACAUCGGGCUCUGUGGGCUUUAAAAUUCUUGAAUUAUGAUUCUUGUGACACUGCAGAAAAAAGGAGAAGGCAAAUUAUUGAGCUUGAAGAGAUGCGGUUGCACGCCUAUGAUUCUUCAAAAAAUUACAAAGAAAAGGUGAAAUUUUAUCAUGACAAGAAGCUAGUAAAAAAAGUCUUUAAUCCAGGACAGCAGGUACUAAUGUUCAAUUCACGACUGAAACUUUUCCCUGGAAAGUUGAAGUCCAAGUGGUCUGGUCCAUUUAUGAUCAAGAAUGUUCUUCCACAUGGAGCAGUUGAGUUAAUAGAUCCAGCAUCUGAAGAUCCACAAAGAAGUUGGGUUGUCAAUGGACAACGUCUCAAGCAUUAUUUGGGUGGUGAGGUGGAAUCCCUUUGCACAGUCAUGGAGUUGGUUGAUCCAGAUUGA
Messenger RNA from Vigna angularis (adzuki bean), 498 nucleotides. RefSeq lists its product as uncharacterized. The transcript has a single exon. NCBI's taxonomy places the organism in Eukaryota, Viridiplantae, Streptophyta, Magnoliopsida, Fabales, Fabaceae. The record is from RefSeq and is a predicted model, not a curated record. The coding region runs from base 1 to 498 and encodes 165 amino acids.